Molecule: messenger RNA, 5557 nt
Organism: Lepisosteus oculatus (spotted gar)
Lineage: Eukaryota; Metazoa; Chordata; Actinopteri; Semionotiformes; Lepisosteidae
Gene: slc4a5a
Product: solute carrier family 4 member 5a
Biological process (GO): monoatomic anion transport; regulation of intracellular pH; bicarbonate transport
Cellular component (GO): plasma membrane
Molecular function (GO): monoatomic anion transmembrane transporter activity; solute:inorganic anion antiporter activity; sodium:bicarbonate symporter activity
Source: RefSeq, a predicted model, not a curated record
GAGCUGGGGAGGGGGAUCAGGGGAGAAUUCGUGCUCAGAGUUGGACCUGUGCAGGCUGGGUUAAACAAGCCCUGGAUUUGCUACAGCUACAGUAGCAGCAGGACGUGAAUCAGGAACUGUGAGGUGCAUGCCACAGGUCCACUAAUCCACUCCCCACACCCGUGGUUUGAUUCACAAGCUUCACGCCAAGUCAUGGACAGAGUGCAGAGCCCUGGCACUGUUCUGGGUUCCACAGAUGCGCAGAUCCAAGAGCAAGGAACACAUGGACUGAUGCUGCCCAUCAUGCCAGUGUCCCCAGCGGCAGAGCGGCUCCGCUAUAUCCUGGGCGAAGAGGACGACGUGCCCACCCCCACCCUCUUCACUGAGAUGGACACCCUGCAGCACGACGGCGAGGAGCUGGAGUGGAAGGAGUCUGCCAGGUGGGUGAAGUUUGAGGAGAAGGUGGAAGAAGGCGGUGAGAGGUGGAGCAAGCCCCACGUGUCCACACUGUCCCUGCACAGCCUGUUUGAGCUGCGCACCUGCCUGCAGACUGGCACCAUCCUGUUGGAUCUUGAUGGCUACUCCCUGCCACAGAUCGUAGACGAUAUUAUCGAGCGUCAGGUGGAGGAAGGGCUGAUCAACCCCGAGCUCCGGGACAAGAUCAGCUUCGUGCUGCUCCGGAAGCACCGGCACCAGACCAAGAAGCCCAUCCACCGCUCGCUGGCGGACAUCGGCAAGUCCGUCUCCACCUCCUCCACCAACCGCAGCCCCAGCCGGAGUCCCAGUGCUGGGGCUGGUUUCCAUCGCUCCACAGAGGACCUGUGCAUGAGGCAGGCCAGGAACUAUGGGCGUCUGCGUCAUGCACAAAGCAGGAGCAUGAAUGACAUUUCUGACACCCCCAGCACUGACCAGCUGAAGAACAAGUUCAUGAAGAAGAUCCCGCGGGACGCCGAAGCCUCAAAUGUGCUGGUGGGGGAGGUGGACUUCCUGGACAAGCCCUUCGUGGCGUUUGUGCGGCUGGCGCAGGCCACCACGCUGGGCGGGCUCACCGAGGUGCCCGUGCCCACCAGGUUCCUGUUUGUUUUGCUUGGUCCCCAUGGAAAAGCGAAAUCCUACAACGAGAUAGGAAGGGCCAUUGCCACGCUCAUGGUGGAUGAUCUCUUCAGUGAUGUGGCGUAUAAGGCGCGGGACAGAGAGGACCUGAUCGCAGGCAUUGACGAGUUUCUGGAUGAGGUCAUUGUUCUUCCUCCUGGGGAGUGGGACCCCACAAUCCGCAUAGAACCACCAAAGAAAUUGCCCUCUGCUGAGAAGAGGAAGUCUGUGUUCUCUGUGAACGAGGCGGGACAAAUGAAUGGGAUGGCAGGAGGUGGAGGAGGUGUCAGUGAGGACGAGGAGAUGCCAGCACCCCACGAAGUGGGCGAGGAACUUCUCUGGACAGGGAGGUUUUGCGGAGGACUUUUCCUCGACAUCAAGAGAAAGCUGCCGUGGUUUCCCAGUGACUUAUAUGAGGGCUUCCAUAUCCAGUCCAUCUCCACCAUCCUCUUCAUUUACCUGGGCUGCAUCACCAAUGCCAUCACCUUCGGGGGGCUGCUGGGAGAUGCCACAGACAACUACCAGGGCGUGAUGGAGAGUUUCCUCGGCACGGCAAUGGCAGGCACUGUGUUCUGCUUCUUUGGGGGACAGCCACUCAUCAUCCUGAGCAGCACAGGGCCCAUUCUAAUCUUCGAGAAGCUGCUGUUUGAUUUUAGCAAGGGAAACGACAUUGACUACUUGGAGUUCCGGUUGUGGAUUGGGCUGCACUCCUGUCUGCAGUGUUUUGUGUUAGUCGCCACAGAUGCUAGCUUCAUCAUCAAAUACAUCACCCGCUUCACCGAAGAGGGCUUCUCCACGCUCAUCUCCUUCAUCUUCAUCUACGAUGCCAUCAAGAAAAUGAUAGGUGCCUUCAAGUACUACCCCAUCAACUCUGACUUCAAAUCCGACUACGUGACCUUGUAUAAGUGCGAAUGCAUGGCCCCUGAUCCAGUGGCUACAAUGACCUUCAAUGUUUCAGCUCUGGUGGCCCCAAACAACACUAAUAUCUCUGUGUACAAUCCUGUCAAUGUCACAGCGCUGGACUGGAGCCAACUGAGCAAGAAGGAGUGUCUGAAGUAUGGGGGCAGUCUGGUGGGCAAGACCUGCAAGUAUGUCCCCGACUUGGCUCUCAUGUCCUUCAUCCUCUUCUUCGGCACCUACACCAUGACUGUCACACUGAAGAAGUUUAAGUCCAGCCGCUACUUCCCCACCAAGUUGCGUUCCCUGAUCAGUGAUUUCUCCAUCGUUCUCUCCAUCCUGGUUUUCUGCAUGGUGGAUUACUGGCUGGCUCUGGACACUCCCAAACUGCACGUGCCCACAGAGAUCAAGCCCACACGCCCAGGCAGGGGCUGGAUCGUCCUGCCGUUCGGGAAGAACCCCUGGUGGGUGUACCUGGCCAGCUUCCUCCCUGCUCUGCUCGUGACCAUCCUCAUCUUCAUGGACCAGCAGAUCAGUGCCGUCAUCGUCAACCGCAAGGAGCACAAGCUCAAGAAGGGAGGAGGAUACCACCUGGACCUGUUUUGGGUUGGGAUACUGAUGGCGGUGUGUUCCUUCAUGGGCCUGCCCUGGUACGUGGCCGCGACCGUCAUCUCGAUUGCCCACAUUGACAGCUUGAAAAUGGAGACCGAGUCCAGCGCACCUGGGGAGCAACCUCAGUUCCUGGGAGUCCGAGAACAGAGGCUCACUGGCAUCAUGGUGUUUGUUCUCACUGGAGUCUCCAUCUUCAUGGCCCCCAUUCUCCAGUACAUCCCCAUGCCUGUGCUGUAUGGUGUGUUCCUCUACAUGGGAGUGGCCUCGCUCAAUGGAAUACAGUUCUGGGACAGGUGUAAGCUGUACCUGAUGCCAGCCAAGCACCAGCCAGACUACAUCUACCUGCGCCAUGUCCCUCUGCGAAGGGUUCACCUGUUCACAGUUGUGCAGGUGAUCUGCCUGGCUGUCCUGUGGGUUCUCAAGUCAACCGUGGCGGCAAUCAUUUUCCCAGUCAUGAUUCUGGCUUUGAUCGUGGUGAGGAAGAUGCUGGAUCUGGUGUUCUCCCAGCACGAUCUCGCCUGGUUGGAUGACAUCCUGCCCGAGAAAGACAAGAAAAAGGAGGAAGACAAGAAAAAAAAGAAGAAAUCCAAAGGAGGAGGAGGGGAUAACAGUGAUGAUGAGGAGAAAGGGCACCCUCACUCUAACUGUUCCCCAUGCGACUCGGACCUGGACCGCAGCAUCACUCUGCACCUGAAGAUCUCGUGUCCAUCCUCCCCCGCUGUCAGUCUGUCCCGGAACGCAGCCUUCGCCGUGCCCCAGGUGAAGAUAGAGAUGGAGUCCGACUAUGAUGACACUGACACAGACAGACACCACAGACACCACAGAGACAUGGGCAGUGAGACCACUUUAUAGCACAUAGUGUACCCCUACCAAACCUGCCAGGCCAGCUGACUGCCUGGCACACUGUAAAAAGAACAAGCAAAUGCUUGGGCAUUGCAAGAGUGCGUGUUCAUAGCUCAGUAAAACAAGAGUCCUUAAUUCCACUGUGCACAGUGCCCUCUCAACACUAAAUAAAUUGCCUACAGGGGGAAAGCACUCAGUUUUUUUUCAUAUGCAAGCACGUGGUCUCUCUCUCUCACUCACCCAACACUGUGAUCCCCACACCUGUUCAUCACCGCCUUCCCUGACCUUUCAAUGGGAAUUCUCUUUAACAGAAAACUGACUGGCAGACUCUGUGGACCAUUAAUUCAUCCUACCACAGAAAACCUAACAUUUCUGUGUUUGAAACCACGUCUGCAGCAACACGAGACAGAGCAACUCAAAACGAUGAGAGAGAGAGAGAUGGGGGUGAGAUGAAACAGAAGGGGGAGUCUGCCAUAAAGAUGAGACUGGAGCAGAUGGUUUAUGUAAAGCACUUAUAAGAAAAUUAUCUGGCCUGUUCUGACAGCUGUUUCAUGAAAAUCGUGCUGUGGAGCAGUGAAAUUUAGUACUUCUCCUGUUUCAGCUGUGGGGAAUACUGAAUGUUAUCAUUAGCAAUACACACGAGAGGGCACAAACACCAGACAUAUAUAACAGGAUUUAUUCCCUAGACCACUCACCCUCUGAUGAACCCCAUCAUGCUUUCUGGUGUGUACUGUAUUGUACAUGGGAACAUGUUCUUCAUAGCCCCUUUUGUACAGCAUGUGUUCAAGCUUUGAUGAUGUCACACUGCACAGUUUUUACAAUCCAGUUAUCUGAAUGGAGCAUCUAACCCUGUAAGGACCUUCUUGUGAAUUGUGUUCAGAAUACUUCUUCUAUCGGUUGGGUAUUUUCUUGAGAUCUGUUGUGAUGUCCUGAAUUGUGGUUCAAGCAGUCUGGCAAGGGAUGCAGGGGUAGGCAACUGCACAGGCAAAUUUUAACCAUGGGACCAUGGGAGUCUGUUGCAUUGAAGUAAGUGUUUGUACUGUAUAUGAUAUGUAGUUUUGAGAUGUGUGUGUGCUCAUCUCACAAGGGUGCAUCUUUACAAGAGACAGUUCCAAGCAAGCGUUUUCUGCAUGUGCAUGUGUGGUUGUGUCUAUAUGUCUGUUGACAUCUUGCUUUUGCAUAUGUGCAGUGUGAAGGGUUCCUUGUAUUUGUGUGCUAGCUUCCCUGUGUGCAUGCCAAAAUGUGACAGCUGUCCUUUUUACUAGACUCCAGCAGGUCUCUAUGAGAGCUGAAGGUUCACUAAAAGAGGACUAGGAAACAUGGCAAGGAGAUUGGGUCUUUUAUGGUGGGGAUCAAGAGAAAACAGAUCGUUUGCUUCUUUUUCUCUCUUAAUGUUGUAUAUUAAAUGCAGUAUAACACUGGGAGUGGGGUCUUGCUGUCCUUUUGUGGAUGCUGUUUUUGUGCUCCAAAUUGAACUGAAACCUAGGCUCAGGAAUUCACGACAAGCUGGACAUUAAAUGUCAUGUUGAUGCAUUUUCAGUUCAUCUGCUUCUUUUCCUGCAUGUGGUGUGUCAGAUGUCCUUCUACACCUUCCCUGGAAACCUAAACUUUGUUUUUGGUGAAUGGAAAGAGGCCACAGGGGCCAGUACACUUAUCAUGCAGAAACUCUUUGUUGUUAGUCCAGUUUUUAUGCAAAAAUGGCCCAGGGCUUUUGAGAAACGGGUAAAGGUCUCGGUUCGAACCAGCAACACAGCAUCUUGAGCAGCUGUAACAGGCUGUGUUUCAUGAUGCCAACAAGGCUAAGAUGUGAGUGGUGUAGAGUGACUGUGCAAAGCAGGUGAACUGUUUAACAUAAGACUUAGUGUUCUAGUUUGAAAAUGUGUUUUGUAAGUAAUUUAAUAUUUCACUGUUAAUUUUUUUAAAAGUUCACACUGUAUUUAUUGAUUAUAUUACAUAUUAAUAAUGAACAAUAUAAUAAUUUUAAACUCAUCUGCGUGUUUGGGAGUAUGAAGAAUAUUUUUAAAAACAUAAAUCUGAUCUUAGAUUGUGUCAAACUUCAUUUUCUGUUUUUUUUCUGGAUUGGGUUUUAAAACCUUGGACAGAGCUAAUUAUGAGCUUAAUUUGAGAAAAAAAG